UCGUGGCCCGAGCCAGAAUCUCUCGUCCCCGUACUGCAAUUGCGCUCGCAGCUUCUCGAAGCGGCGAUGGAAAACCGGGUGCUUAUAUAAUACCAACGAUAGAGAAAAUUGAUAUUAACAAAGAUUAUGUACAAGCAUUAGUUAUUGUACCAACACGUGAACUUGCCUUACAAGUUGGUCAAAUAUGCGUGCAACUAUCAAAACAUCUUGGGACAAAAGUAAUGAUGACAACUGGUGGUACAAAUUUAAAAGAUGAUAUUGCAAGAUUAGCACAAAAAGGUAAAAAUGAGAUUAAGUGAUUGAUAACCGUUCUAGUG
Molecule: messenger RNA, 317 nt
Organism: Didymodactylos carnosus
Lineage: Eukaryota; Metazoa; Rotifera; Eurotatoria; Philodinida; Philodinidae
Source: the annotation of a GenBank genome assembly